Bursaphelenchus okinawaensis is the source of this 584-nucleotide messenger RNA. The record is from the annotation of a GenBank genome assembly. NCBI's taxonomy places the organism in Eukaryota, Metazoa, Nematoda, Chromadorea, Rhabditida, Aphelenchoididae.
AUGGACAGACAAAACGUGAAAGAGUUAAGUAAGUUACCUUACUGUCGUAUUUUAUUGUUUAGUCCCGUUUGUACCUAAAAAUGAGGCCUCAAAUGUGGUGAGUGUUGACAACGUCCACAGGAUACACGAUGCCAAUGAUCCCGCUCUGCUUUACAACUCUUUAGUAGCUGCUAAACAGACCGUCAGAAUAUCAGCUAACUCAAAGUUAACUGCUUUGGGCAAACAGAUGGAUUUUUUGAUAAAGGUUGGUAACAAGACAUGUUAUAUUUUCAAUACACCUUCAGGAGGCCAACAAGGUUGUUGAGAAAGCAAAGAGAGACGAACAACUUCACAAUGUGCCGUGUAAUCUUAGGAAGAUAGUUGGAAAUGUAUAUUAUCUAUACGAAAAGGAUACUGGAUCCAAGUUCUUUUCGAUGUUAUCACCAGCUGAUUGGGGAGAACAGGCUGCCAAGUUUUUGUAUGUUGGAGCCUACAGACUUGAGGCUGAUCAUGGAUUCACGUGUUUAGAAGGUGAUGAUGCUGCAGAAGACACACAGGAAGAAAACGACAGGUUUAGACAGAUGGUUAAUAGGAUAACAUACUAG